AUGUACAAGGUGAGAUUGGAGCAGCUUGGUGUAACUGUAGAGAAACGGAUUCACGCCACCAGACUGAAAAAUAGACUGCUUACCGCGCUUCCUGACCUGAGAGCUUAUUCGCAAGGCAGAGGCACACUUUUGAGUUUCGAGAAGAACAUUGGACCAGCCCUAAUGAUGGCCUGUUCUCAUGAUAGUGAUGCCAUGCAUUUGAUGCGAGCAGCAAAAGUAGUGCGCAAAGAAAUAUUCGACUCAGGUUUCGUGUUUGAUGGGACGUUCAAGGCAAACUGCCAGGAGGAAGCUGUGCCACCAUCCCCUUUGGCUCUGGUCAACAUGAUACUCGAUGGGGCAAACAUAAAGGAUCAGAAUCAGCUGAUCCACAAAACCUGCCUUAACAAUCGCCCAAUUGAUGGUGUUUAA
Molecule: messenger RNA, 408 nt
Organism: Paramuricea clavata
Lineage: Eukaryota; Metazoa; Cnidaria; Anthozoa; Malacalcyonacea; Plexauridae
Source: the annotation of a GenBank genome assembly